This is a messenger RNA of Suhomyces tanzawaensis NRRL Y-17324, 315 nucleotides long. RefSeq lists its product as uncharacterized. The transcript has a single exon. Lineage: Eukaryota; Fungi; Ascomycota; Pichiomycetes; Serinales; Debaryomycetaceae. The record is from RefSeq and is a predicted model, not a curated record. Bases 1 to 315 code for a protein of 104 amino acids.
AUGUUCUCCAGACAUAUACGGCCAGCACCACGAUUGGCCAGGACCUUGGCCAAGAUUACGUUUCCAGAGGCCCAGGCCCAGCCCAAACCCAAGCUCAGCGAGUUCAAGAACCCGUUGCUUCACACCUUUCUCGUGGCCUCUUCCACAUGUCUAGUGCUCCACGCAGUGUGGUUGAGAUUGGAGUAUGAAGUCGAGGAGAAGAAGUUGGCAGAGAAGACCAAGCAGUUGGAGGACUCGAUCCAGGACCUCUUGGACGAGAAACGGGUGGAAAUCGAGAGAAGCAACAAGAGAUGGUACCACUACUUGUGGAAGUGA